Molecule: messenger RNA, 2940 nt
Organism: Sardina pilchardus (European sardine)
Lineage: Eukaryota; Metazoa; Chordata; Actinopteri; Clupeiformes; Clupeidae
Product: guanine nucleotide-binding protein G(i) subunit alpha-2-like
Exons: 9
Coding region: 748-1815 (355 amino acids)
Biological process (GO): gamma-aminobutyric acid signaling pathway; adenylate cyclase-inhibiting G protein-coupled receptor signaling pathway; G protein-coupled adenosine receptor signaling pathway
Cellular component (GO): heterotrimeric G-protein complex
Molecular function (GO): G-protein beta/gamma-subunit complex binding; GTP binding; GTPase activity
Source: RefSeq, a predicted model, not a curated record
CUAAACUGUCUUCAGCUUUUCGAGCUGAGAGGAACUUCGGGUGUGGCGUGGCAGCCCCGAAAAUAUCGAAAUAAAUCACAACGAGUUGAAAUAAAUUGGCUUCCUAACGGUACAAGCUGGAACAGUUGAAUACUGGGGAAUUGAACGGGAUUCCAAAACCCCAAGAAUUCAGCCACAGAGUCGUGGAGAGAUUUUUCUUGCGGUUUGACAUCUGAUUUCAACCAGUCGAGUCUUCCACACCGAACUUCGGUGGCCCAUUUUGUUGCUGUACCUGCUGCACGCAAGAGGUUUGUCUUGGAUAUUUGGGCAACUUUUUUCGUUUUGUUGAUGUGUUUUUAGAUAUAUUUCUGAAGUGUUUUCCCCGUGAUGACAAACCCAGCAGCUGGUGCGCUCUGUUUCGUCUUGGAUAAGCCAUAAUUACAACCCAAGAUUUUUUUCAAAUCGUGAUACAUCGGUGGAAUAUUAAUUGAGUAUUCUUUCUGGUUCUGGUUCUGGUUUCUGUCGCCAUAGGUUAGCCAGACCGUUCGACGUCAUUUAAACGACAGCUGACUUUAUAUAUUGGCUCAUUUGUGAAUUUUGAAGUGUUUUCACUGAAAGAGGAAGUUGCCGUUUACAAGACGAUUAGUGACGGAACAGUGCUUUUGAGAAGUAUUGUGCCAUUGCCUGACAUACAGCCUUCAGUGGCCUGACUCCGUUUCUUCAAUCCUAUCACAAACAUCAGGCGCCCUGAAGCGUGCACUCGGAACCAUGGGCUGUACUGUCAGUCAGGAGGACAAGGCAGCCGCCGAGAGAUCCAAAAUCAUUGACAAAAGUCUUCGAGAGGAUGGAGACAAGGCAGCUAAGGAAGUGAAACUGCUGCUCUUGGGUGCUGGAGAGUCGGGGAAGAGCACCAUCGUCAAGCAGAUGAAGAUCAUCCAUGAGGAUGGCUACUCGGAGGAUGAGUGUAAGCAGUACAGAGCUGUGGUCUACAGCAACACCAUCCAGUCCAUCAUGGCCAUCAUCAAGGCCAUGGGCAGCCUCAAGAUCGACUACGAAGAUGCUUCCAGAGCCGACGACGCGCGUCAGCUCUUUGCCCUGUCUGCGGCUGCGGAGGAGCAGGGCCUGCUGCCAGAGGACCUGUCCAACACCAUCCGCCGCCUCUGGUCCGACUCCGGCGUGCAGAGCUGCUUCACCCGCGCCCGCGAGUACCAGCUCAACGACUCUGCUGCCUAUUACCUGAACGACUUGGAGAGGAUAGCCAAGAUGGACUACAUCCCCACACAGCAGGAUGUCCUGCGUACUAGAGUGAAGACCACUGGCAUAGUGGAAACCCACUUCACCUUCAAGGACCUGCAUUUCAAGAUGUUUGAUGUGGGCGGUCAGCGGUCGGAGAGGAAGAAGUGGAUCCACUGCUUCGAGGGCGUGACCGCCAUCAUCUUCUGCGUGGCCAUGAGCGCCUACGAUCUGGUGCUGGCCGAGGACGAGGAGAUGAACCGCAUGCACGAGAGCAUGAAGCUGUUUGACAGCAUCUGCAACAACAAGUGGUUCACGGAGACCUCCAUCAUCCUCUUCCUCAACAAGAAGGACCUGUUUGAGGACAAGAUCAAGAGCAGCCCCCUCUCUAUCUGCUUCCCCGAGUACAGCGGACCCGACAAAUAUGACGAGGCAUCGGAGUACAUCCGGACAAAGUUCGAGGACCUCAACAAGAAGAAGGAUACUAAAGAGAUCUACUCCCACUUCACCUGUGCCACAGACACCAAGAACGUGCAGUUUGUCUUUGACGCCGUCACCGACGUCAUCAUCAAGAACAACCUGAAGGACUGCGGUCUCUUCUAAAGCAAGCCUGCUGGGGGAAGAGCCAAGAUUACUUGAACAGCUCUGAUGACCAGGGGGGGUGAGAAGGGAGGGAUGGGGGGGGGGAUCGUCUCGACCAACUGCACUGGCCAACCCUGAUUCCUGCUUCAAUUCUACUCUUUCUAAAGAGAGACUGCGCCGCGGCGAGGGCUGGGAGGGGCCGGGCGGCAUCCUCGGCUGCCUUGCCCUCUCCUUCUCCCUCUUGUUCCAGACCUGCCCCGGCUCGUGGUUAAUAUUUAAGUUUCAAAACAGAGUUGGUUCCAUAUUUCUCGUAUUAACUCCUUGGGCUUUGACCACAAAUCAACAAUUGUGUUUUUUUGUUUGUUAUUCUGUUUGUUUUGCCUGUGGUUUUUGUUGUUGAUUAUUAGAGAGGCAACAUAAACCUUUUUUAUAUAUAUAUAAAUAUAUAAAUACAUUCAUUUUACUUUAGAAAAUCUGAUGUGCAAAUUUUAUUAAACUUUUAAUUGCGUAAAAGCUUAUUUUUUAAAAAAGGAGCGCCGGCAUGGAUAGGGAGAAUGAUUGAAAAAGGAAAAGUGCUUUUUUUUAUAAUGUUUACAUGAAGUCCGCAUUCGUAGCCAAGCUGCAUAUUGUUCUGCAUGACUGAUAGCCAAUGUAUUAGCUGAAUAACCUGCACAAAAAAGCAUAACAUUCCUUUGACAAAAAAAAUAAAUAAAAAUACAAAAAAAAAAAAAAAAUACUAAAAAGAGAAAAAUGAAAACACAUUAAAAAAAAGCUUUGCGCCAGGGGAAAAUGUGCUACAUUUUUAACGGACAUUUAAAGUAUGACUCGGAAGUAUCUAACAAUCUAUUGUUUUUUUGUUUUGUUUUUAUUUUAUAUUAUUAUUAUAAUUAUUGUUCCCAUUCCACAACCUUUUGCAUUAUGUUUGUGCCUUGAGUUUACAAUGGACUCAUCAGUGCUGUUUGACCUACUGUUCUUCUGUACUUUCGCUCUUGUUCUUGUUCUGCACAUGUGUAAGGAUAAAUAGUGAUUUUAACGAGACACAUUCUAAUUGAGAAAAAAAGGGUAGGUUUUUUGGUAAAGACUCAUUUCAAAAUGCUUUGAAAGACCUAUAUAAUGAUUUUAAUUUAAAUAAAAGUCCUUCCACCA